AUGUCCGUCAGAUACAUCGAUGUUUUAUCUACACCUCAACGGUUUCAGCGCUCCGGAGUCAGUUUUCGAGAAAUAUCAUACCAGGUGCUUGAGGAGAUGCGUAAUGUAAAUACCUUGGUUUUUGAUGAAGACGAGACGGAGGUCGUCCCAUUUUUCAUGGUAGGUUGUUUCCCAGUUUUUAAUUGAUGUUUAGAGCAAAUGCAGGACAGUCUGUUUCUCGUGGAGGAUAUUUUGUUUGAUGAGCUGCGUGGGAAGGAUAAUAUAUUUUUAUGGGAUUAAAAGGGAAAUUCGGCAAUCCACUUACGUAAUAAGGUUCUCGUUAUGUCUUGUUGGAUAAGAAGAUUUUUUGGCUUGUUAGCUUCUGGGUUAGCCAAUAAUUUGAACUCUCUCAUGUGCAAGGUCUAAGAAUCUCAAAAGCAGAUAGUGGAAUAUUUUGAAUUUUUAGGUGUAAGAAUUUAUGAAGAAGCUGUGAUGUCGGAUGAAUCUAUUGACACAAGAUGCACAUUAUGAAUGAAUUUUUAAAUAGGGAAUUCCGCUUUUCGAACGUCUUACUCUUCCUAAACUAUUUUUUCCUAUAAUUUGGUUGUUUUGAUGCCGCAAGAACUCGGCUAAAUCCCUCGUCUUGACGGUUGUUUAUGUUGUGUCCAUAUAGAAGGCAUUAUUGCUUCGGAGUUUUUGUCUACUCCCCACUGACCUCACUAAUUCUGCCUCUCUUUCCUUUCAUUUCGAAAUCGACUCGAUUCCGCAGGGAAAAUGGGGGAAAUGCUUGGAAUUCCUAGUUCUUUCCGCUUUUAUAAACUUUCCCAGUCGUUAUAGAGGGUGCCUCGUGCUUCAGAUAUGAUUAAUUUGGUUUUCAACACCUAGCUUUGGUGUUCGGACCUUGUUUUAGUUGUUCUGAACGACUUGCUUUCAAAUUAACUCGGCCUUUCAAACAAACGGAGACAUCUAGUUGAAGGCUAAUGUGAUUGCGUGUAAUUUGGAGGGGUUUGAGGUGAGUAUAGAGGUGAGAAAAGAGGUUCGGGUAACUGUUUACUAACGUCAAGUGCAAGAUGAAGAUGAAUAGGAGCUUUGAUCGGGGUUUAUGCGGUCGGAAAGUGAGAAGUAGUGUUACUGUUUCAAGUCAGUCGUCUGUUUUUUGUGGUAUGGAUGGUUUCGAACAGCUUGUUUCAAAACAUUCAUACCCCUUGUGAAUUACAUCCGAUUUGCUCAUGAAAAACAUUGUGUAUCAUGAACAGAAUAACUGAAUUGUGUCAAAUUCUAUUGUGUUUAUCAGCUUGAGUUCCAAAGUUUGUCACCGCUUAUCGCACUUUUGAAGAGGAAAAACAUUGAAAAUAGAUAUUUUUCGUAAGAGUUGACCAACAAAAGGAGCAGAAAAGCUUUUUAUGUUGGAUCAGCUGUCAGCUAAGGUUUUUUAUGGGAGGGCAGGGUUGCGUUGACUCCGAAUGUAGCGAAACUUUAAUCAAGUAUAAGCGGAAAGGAGGCAUAAUUGCUGUUCAUGGAUGUCCGUAAUGUUUCUUUUGUCGGAAGAAUUGGAUGAUUGAUGGUAAAGAGAGUAUAAGGUGUCAGAAUUGCUUUCUUAAUAACGUUUUCUGCGUGCAAUGAUUUUUUGAGGGUCUUUUUAGACUUUUAUACCUUGUACUGGGUUGAAUUAUGUUUAAUUUUAUAUGUGACCGAGGGGGAUAUUGUUGGUUUAAAUCAAAAACAUCUGUUGACAGAUGAUCUAGAGAUUAUUUGGAAGUUUUUGCAAAAACUCGACAUCCAGUUUGAAGGAAUUAUGACCUGAAUGAUGCUAGAUGACAUAAGUCAAAAAUUUUCCUUGCUAAUGGAAAAGCGAAGUUUAUAUUCGAACUAUUUUGUUGUGUUUCUUUCGUAUAAUUUUUAAAAUCUGAUAUCUUUUUACGACCAAAGAAAUGAAAUAUUUACCACAAUGUUAUUGCAGCCGCGUUCCAUUUACUCCAAUAAGGCUUCUUAAAUGCCGUUAGGUUAAUUUCGACCCGCUUUUUACCCAUCCCCUUUGUUCUACUCACCCAAAUCCCCGCGGUUCGUUUCCGUCGGCCAAAGGUCUUUUCCCUUUUUCCAGGCCAAGUCUCGGUUCUUUUUGGCCUCGGGCGUUUGGAGACAAAUUUCUCUUUUUCGCCGCCGUUGAAUUCUCCAUUUUGAUGUUUUUGAUUUGGAAUUCAAAUUGGGAGCGGAUUUGGAGUGGAAUCUGGGUUAAUUUUGGUGGAUUUCAAGGCGAUUUAGGUUGCAAAAUAAAGAAAAUUUGGUGAAAUUGAUUAGGAAGCCCAUUUGAAUAUCGAAUUAGUUAAUUUUCGGUUCGAUUUCAGGGUUUAAAAAGGGAUUUUGAAGGAUGAAGUUUGAUUUUUCGUCCUUUUCUUUGUCUUCUUUGGUGUUUUUUAUAUGUUUUUCAAAAUUUAGUUAUCGUUCUUCCGCAAUGAUGUCUAAAUUUAGGGAAGCGGGUAACAAUACCAAAUUGUGAUGCCCUGAGGGAUUCCCUGCCAUUCUGUUCGAAUAGUCACGCGUAAUUUAUCCCGAAACAAAAGCGAAAACUGUUUUUUGUUGAUCCGAAUCCAUGCGUAUUACACGGUUUUCGGUACGUUAAAUGACCACAAAUCUCUCGAAAUCCCCCAAAGUGUACAGAAGAAUCCGCGCAUCGUUUAGGAACCUUGUCGAUGCGCUUUUCGUUUCGAUUCCGGACGUCGAAUAACAGUUGAAGAACGAUGCAUCGCGAUGUUUGGAAACCUGAGGGGGCUAAGCGGGAUAAUCGAAAAUUAGGCGAUGAUUUUAGUGAAAGGGGAUAUUUAAGUGUUUGCAUUGAGAGGGAAAGCUAUAAGAAUGGAUGAUUUAUAGGAUUUCCGGAAGUUUUUAUAUUGUUUUUGAGGAUUAUGGAUUGGAUGUCAUGAAAAAAAAAUAGAAAAUACUUGCGAUUUUGGAUGUUGGACUAGGUAAAAUGGAGUGGAAAUUGACGAAAAACGUUGAUCAUUUAAUAUUUACUUGUGAGGCAGCACUAAUUCACGUGAAAUCCCCGAAUUAAUAAAGAAUUUCUCCUUCCCCACCAAAAAGAUGACCAAUAAUUUUCUCGAUCCAAGCGAAUUUGAUAACAUGGCCUUAACACGAAUUAGUUUGUGGCUCGUUUUGAGGGAAAUGAAUAGGAAUUGGGGUCGGAUGGACGAAAGAACACACUUCGCUAACGUUUUUUUGCAAACCUCGAAUUGACAGGUAGUUCAGUUCAAGGUCAAUUUGCGAAGGAUGUUUUGCACGAUUUUUUUGCGGAUUUAAGAGGGUUUUGUUGUCAUGACGACUAAAAAUAUGAAUUUCUUGAAUGUAAACAACAGAAUGGACGGGAAUAAAUGGAUAUCGGAUAUUGAGAUUUUUGGCCUUUUGAAAGUGUUUUUUGGCCUGGUUGAACGAAAAAUUGAUGUUUUUGUGUUAGAACCGGGCUUGUUUUCUAAGGAAUUCUGAAUGUUCUUCUCUAAAAUGUGUAAAAAGGUAUUGGAAAUGAGAGAAGAGUGCUUGUUCUUAAAGUUAGCGCAAAAUUUUUAUGAUUUUGCCCACCUUUUAUUCUUUUGAUCUCAUGCGCGUUCCUCACCCCGUCUUUUGACCAUCCAUCCCAUUCAGAACCUCUUUGGAAUCUCCAUUUUUGUGGAUCAUGAGUAAAGAAAAAGAAAGAAGAUCGCACGACCCCAAAAGCGAACGACUCAAAUCUUGGGUUUACAAUCCAAACUUUGCUCUCUUUUCUCGCUUUGUUUUGAAGGCGCGUAAGCCCAUUUCCGAAUUCUUUUCGAACGCAUUGGGAUGAGUCAGGACGCGAGCCAGCCGGGCUACCCUUUGAGCUUGUAAGGGGAAGCAACGGGUUCUUGUGAGGGGUGUAAAGUAAGGGAAGAUCGCGAAAUUCUUGAGAUUAAAGUCUGCAGUGUUAAUCCAAGGAAAAUGCAAAAUUUACGUAUUUUUUGCGACGGGCCCAAUUUGCCGAUUUUUGUCCAAUAUCAAUUUCUGAACUGAAUUCUUCUGUUUGCGGUACACGGAUAAAUAAGAUUUAUAAGUCACCAUAUUCAAAUUUUGAGACUUAUUUUAUGAAGAUUUCAGGACGAUAUGACGAUGUUAGAUGAGAACAUCGAGCAGACGCGUCAAUGUUAUCAAGGCCUGGAAGCUCUCAAAAAAGACAUCGAAUGCACAAAAGACCGAACCGCUCAAGAUUCAUCCAUCGACGAUGAACUUCGCCGAGAGAAACUUCAUAAAUAUGACGAAGAGCUUUCUCGAGUCGAAACUGGAAUUAUGGAUGCUAAAGUAAGUCGGUUCGAAGUUCUUGUCGGUUUUACGUUUAGGUCAGACAUACAGUUGAGAUAUUUUAUUGAAAAGUAUCGCCUGGACGUAGGCAAAAGAGUUUUUGAAAUUUUUUCGUUAAAAUCGCUUUUGGUAGGUGCUAAACAAAAACGAAUAAUAGCUUUCUUUAAAAUUUGCUGUAUCCAUAUUUAUGCAAAAAAUUCAACAUCGAAAAAUUUGUAGGUCCACGGCCUUUUCAGCGCACAAAAAGUCGUAUUUUAAAUGAUUUUAUUUUUAGUUCAAUAUGGAGCUAUUCGUUUACAUCCAAGCCCUUGAAGCCGAGAAACAAAAGAGUAAUGCGUUGGUCAAACGUCUUCGCGAUGAGAAUGCGUGGCUAGUGGAGGAAUUAGCGACUUCUCAAAAGAAAUGCCAGAAGUUGGACCUCGAAAUCAUCGAUUUGAAACAAGAUCUAGAGAACUUCAAAUACCUCCAUUCCCUUGAGAAGUUCGAUGAAUCCAAAGAGGACUAUGAUUCUGGACGAGGCACGGAUAUUUUCGAAUAUCGGCCCCUGUCUCACACAAGAACAAUGCAAGAAUUGGGUUUUGAUCCAGAAGAAGAAGAUACCACCUCAAAUAAUCUGAACGUCCACUCUCCAACGAACUCAUUGACAACAAGAAGUUCGAAAAAUGAUCUUCUCGGACUUUCCAGUGUCACUUCGGCUUCAAUAUCGGCGUUGGAUGACGCCCCAACUGACUUGAAGAAUCUCUAUUCUUUGGUAAGUGUAAAAUUAUUUUUGGAAUCUAGAACUGUAAUAGAAGGAGGCUCAUGGAAAACAAUGGCAUUUAUUUUCAGAUAAACCAGCUUAUCGCACAAGGAAAUUUCGAUCCAGCCAUCAGCGCCACCAAAAAAUAUAUGGAGAGAGUGAAGAAAGAACGAGGAGAGAAGAGUGCCGACUACGCUACGGUAUUAUAUCUGUUCGCUAUUAUUUACAAGUGAGUUUUGGACCGAUUUUUUUAGGGAUUUUGAAUAGGAAUUGAAUAUUUUAAAAAUUUUUGUUGUGUCAUGCCUAAUAUACACUAUUUUUUAUUUUCAGAGAGCAAAAAAAGUUCAAGGAGGCCAUCGUCUUCCUGAAAAAUGCCCUCCAGAUCCGAGAACAAGUGUUUGGCGCGGAAUCAGCAAUCGUCGCAUGCACCUUGAGCACAAUCGGAGUUCUCUUUGGAAAGAUGGGAAGAUUUGCGGAUAGCGAAACUUAUGCAUCAAGAUCGGUGGAAUUGAGGAAGAGCAUACAAGGAGCAGACCAUCCGGAAGUCGCCAAGUUCUUGAUUACCCUAGGAACGGCACAAAUCGGCCUUAAAAAGUAUGCGGAAGCAGAGAACAGCUUUCAACAAGCUUUGGACAUUUAUGAAAAAAGGGGUGGUCCCAUGGAUCAGAACUCACUGAAAACGAAGACACAACUAUGUCAGGCAUUAAUCAAACAAGGAAGGAUACAAGUAAGGGCUUUACUUUUGAAUACGGAAUAUUAAUUUGAAAAUUUAUAUUAAGUGAUAUCUAAAUUUAUAUUUGUUAUAGGAAGCUGAAGUGAAAUACAGAGAAAUGAUCUUGGCCGCGCACCAGAAAAAGUUCGGAGCUCCAACAACAUCGAUUCUGGAUGUAGCAGAAGAUCGAGAAAUCAAUAAAAGAAAGGAUCCAUCAGUUGAUGAUGAACAUGUAAAAAAGUGUGUCCUGGUCAUGAAAGAAGUUCCUGGCGUUCUCCCGGCAUUGAAACAGAUGGCAAAUAUCUUCCGGAGGGAAAAGAAGUUUGAUGCGGCAUCAUUACUGGAAGAUGUGGCACAUCGGUCAAGUAAAGAGGUAGGUCAGGGAUAAUAUAAAUGUUGUUCAUGAGGGAUUUUGGUUAGGAACAGGUGUAUUAUUGAACUCACAAAGAGAUUACUGAAAUUUUCACCCACUGAAUUGUUUUUUAGUUGGCCAAUGUGGCCGAGGAAGCACGUGUGAGUCGUUUAAUGGACAUUGAGAACAUGAUUUUCUCCAGUUAUGACCAGUAAAGGUAGAUUAGACAUAGUAGAAUGAGGUUGUUUGGUAGUAAACUUAGUUGUGGUUGGUUCUAUUGCCGUUUGGAGAGUUACUUGUCACUGUUGGGUGAUUGUUUUUAUCAGUGGUACCAAAAUGUCAUGGAUAAUAUAAAUUUUUACUGAUUUUUGCGGAGUUGGAGGUUUGUGGAUGUUGUGAAGGUGCAUAUAGCUUUAUAGAUAUUGUAUUGCGUUUUAUAGUCGCUUUCACGAAAACAAUUAUGUUGACUUUAGCCUACCAGGUACAAUAAAUCUUUUCGAUGUUGAAAGCUUGUAGAUGCUGUGAAGUUGGCCUCUUGUAGUUGUAUAAAACUACUGUAGAUCAUGCUUGAUUUUUUUUAUACUGUGCUUGUCAAGUUUUAUGUAAAUAUUACCUAUGAUUUAAAUUUCAGAUAAAAAACAACUACCAAGUGGCUUCAAUGGACACGUCGACAAUUUCCGACUCAAGUAAUGGCCAGUAG
Bursaphelenchus xylophilus (pine wood nematode) is the source of this 6787-nucleotide messenger RNA. Lineage: Eukaryota; Metazoa; Nematoda; Chromadorea; Rhabditida; Aphelenchoididae. The record is from the annotation of a GenBank genome assembly.